Stegastes partitus (bicolor damselfish) is the source of this 2728-nucleotide messenger RNA. RefSeq names its product mediator of RNA polymerase II transcription subunit 1.1. Bases 208 to 1755 code for a protein of 515 amino acids. The record is from RefSeq and is a predicted model, not a curated record. Gene Ontology annotation, cellular component: nucleus. Lineage: Eukaryota; Metazoa; Chordata; Actinopteri; Pomacentridae. The transcript has 3 exons.
AACAGUAUUUAAGGCUGCUUUUAGCUUUAUUUUUACUGAAGAAAAUCACCCUACAGUGUGUGCUGUAACCCAAGCAGCUUCAUAAGUAUGUGAUGCAGCACACUGAAGAGUUGUAAUGUCUUUAGCAGUAGGUUCAGUUCUGCUUUGUUAAUGGGGCAGAAGCUGUCAGCAUCAGAAUUGGCCCGCCAGUCAGUUCAGGUCUGAUCCAUGACUGAGUACUACGAGGAGGGGGGGCUGCUGUACGAGCAAUCACCUCCCAUGCACAUCAAAGUGGAGUCUCCGGAGGGACCCUUUGGAGGGGGAGCCUCAGAGAACGGCUUCCCCAGGGAGGAUGAGGACUCGGACGGCAGCUGUGACCAGAGCAGUGGACUGCCUGGGGGACUGCCCUUCAACGUGGUAGUGGUGCAUCCCAACAUCAUGGCACCCGGCAUGUCCUCAGACGACCUGCUGUCCAUCGAACAAAACAGAGCUAUGUCAGCUGCACUGGCUGCUGGUGGUGCAGGAAAAAGAAAGAGUCGAUUCAGUGGAGCAGAGCUGGAAGUUCUGGUGUCAGAAGUCACCCGGUGUGAAGGAGAGCUCUUCGGUCCUGCUGGGAGGCUCCGGCGACGGGAGAGAGAGCGCAUCUGGGCGGGAAUCCUAGAGCGAGUCAACGCUGUGUCCAGAGUCCCACGCACACUGCGGGAGGUGAAGAAACGCUGGGACGACUUAAAAAGGCGCAACGGAGGCAGGCUGGCUGAUGCUCGCCACCGCAGCUGUUACCUGCCCUCCAGCAGAGGAGCCUCAAUGCUUGGACGCCCUUCUCAGCCAAGCCCCAGGCUUCAGCAAGCGAGGCAGAAACAAAGCACCAGGCCAAAGCCCAGUUUCACAUGCUUUCCUGACUCUGAUACAGGUGUAGGAGUGGAUGGAUCGGAGAGAGAUGGUCUGGAGAAAGAUGAGGACAAUCCUGAGCGGGAGAGAGACAUGGGGGAACCUGAGUGUGAAGCAGUCGAGAACAGCAUGGAGGACAAACUGGGAUUAGGACUCGGUUUAGGAAUAGGACCGCCUCCUCCAUCAGAGCGAUGGCUGCCUCCCUCCCCUCUCUACAGUGCUCCUUUUCUCAACGGCAGCCCUCAGCCCAGCAGUCCUCAGCCAUCACUUGGAGCACAGCAGGGUCCUCUUGAAGCCCCUCCACACAGCUCCUGGCUGGAGGAUGAGCUGCGAGGGUUAGGGGAAGCUGCAAUUCAGCUGGGAAAUCGGGUUGAAAAGAGUCUACGGGAGUUCGGAGAAGGUUUCCGACAGGACAUGAGAACACUUGUCGCCUCACAAGAGGCAUUAGCAGUCAGUCUACAACAAAACAAUGUCCUCUUGCAAAGGCUGUUAGGAGUGCUUGAGGCCCAACAACAACCGCAGCCGCAGCAACAACGCAUGCAACAAGUGCACCAAUCACAAACAUCUCAACAGCACUUACAGCCCCAGCCUGCUCAGCAGCAGCUGCAACACAUAGAGCCACAGCCACAGCGGAUCGAGACGCCUCAGCAGGCGCAGCUAAAACAACAGCAGUCACAUGUUGUACAGCAACAGUCACAGCAGCACCAAACACAAAUACAACAGCAACCGCAGGCCACCCAGCACUCGAAUAAUAGCAGUGUACCUGCAAAAUCAUCUCCAGACAUACACAGCACUUUUCCCUCUGAUCCACCUACAGACACAAAUGGAAGUGUGCAGAGGCCACGGCGAGGACGAGCUGUCGACCACAGGCGCAGAAGACGACGCUGAGGAGAAUGUAUUUAAAAACUCAAACUGUAUAUCCUGCAUAUUUGAUGUUUCAAAAUGUGACAGACAAAAAUGAUGCUUUUUUUCUACUGACAGUAUUUCUGUAAAAAAUAAAUAAAUAGUUUUUUUGGAGUUUUACGUCCCACUCCAAAUUAGUAAUCCAUCUGGCACUUUGGCUUGUACUCAGAAAGGACUGAAGUGGAUAAGAAAAUUAGAAAUGUGAGAUCAUAGGGUGGCCUUAACAUUAGCUUGGUUCCUCAGACAUGCGUACAUACUCUUGUGCUUAAAGACUCUCGGAAAAACAGUUGUUCUGUGCAGUGACAGCUUCACUCAUGAGACUUUCAAUACUCAGAAAAGUGAUAUACUGUAGGUGCUGAUGUUCAAUAUGCAUGUCUCUGUACAUGAUUUGCAGCAGAGCUGCAAAGCUCAAUGAUGUUCUCACUAGUUCAGUACUGACUCACUGCUCCUGAUACAAUAACUACAUUGCCAUAAAGUACUUGUAAUCUGCAGUUAUUACCAUAUAUUGUAGUUAUACUGAUGUUGUAAUUACCUGCUAAUGUCUGCUUGUGCUUUUUUAACAGUUUCAUGGUAAGUACUUUUCCAACUUUUGGUUGGACAAAAAAGUUAGACUGUGUUCUGUUAAAUGCGUUUUGAGACAAAAAUAUUAUAUUUUAAAGAAUUGAGAAUUUUUGGAGAUAUGAAAAACAAACAAAAAAAAACCCUCCUGGCAUAAACAUCACAGUAUGCUACUUCAAUUCAUAUGUUUAUGGUGGAAUUUCUAAGCAUACAUAGGUAUGUAGGGGCUAUUUAUGAUAAUCUUGCAUGUGGUAUCAUGGAUGUGUUUGUAAAUAGUUGCAAAGAAACAGCAUAUGGCCAUCAUAACGUAGUUUUGCACAAGCUAUAUUUUGUAGAUAGCUACUGUUCUGAUGAAAUGUAACUAAACUUAAUAAAACACAGACAUGGACUGCAAAUGAAA